CGCGUACUACUGUAGUCACGACAGCGAUAGGAAAACCAACAGAGUAGAGUAACCUAAAUAUGAAAUUCGUCCGAUCUAACUCAUUUAUGAUAAAAUAUUCAAUAAGCGCCAGAACUCCUAAAACACAUUAUGUCCUUUUCCAUCCGCACCAUGCUCCAGCACUGGUUUAUGCAGCGGUAGCAGAGGUAGCUCCUUCCGGCUUCACCUCUGUUGAUGGUUUAACACCGUUUGCUUUUGCAUCUGUAGUGGCCGUAACAUCUACAUCAGCCUCUCCAGAGAGAAUUGCAGCCCGGCGAUCAUGCCAAUCAACCUCGCUCUUAAUGACUUGCGCAAGAAGAGUUUCUUUCUCAAGCCAUUCUUUAUAAUAGACAUCCUCCCAAAGUUCGCAUUCCUUCUUAAGUGUAUCACUAACCUCUCCUGCCCACUUGGAUUCCCAGUGGCAUUUGCGGUAAAGCUUGUCGACAGAAAAGGCGAGUUCAUCGGCGGAGAAGAGUUCACUUGUGAGAGCAGUGAAGUAGUCAGCAUUUGCGUCUCCAGCGCCACUGGAAUCAUCCUCCUGACCAUUGGUAUGAGACUGGGGCGUUUUAAUGAUGAUCUUGAGUUUAUUGUUUUUACUGGCGGGUCCGGCUUGCAUCGAUUUAGGAACGGGAUCGGACGGCCGAAGAGCCUCUGUUUCGUGAACGGUACGCAUGUGUUUCGCCAACGCGUCAGAUCUGGUGAAUGAGCGAUCGCACUCUUUUCUAUCGGUUAGUAGUUUGUUUUAAAGAAGAUAUAGACACGGGUAAGGUACCUGGCAAAUAGCAAUAGAAAGGCUUUUCUCUCGUGUGGCUACGCAUAUGCGCCUUCAGGGCGUAUCCGCUAGCAUGUGCCAUCCCUUUCCUGUUGCAGCUCUUCCAUUCGCAAGUGUAUUUCUUUUGUCGGCUCUCGAUAUGGCUGUUGUGGAUGUGUUCGACCAAGUUGUCCAUGUUGCCCUGGUCGCCCGCGUCGCAACCGUCCCAGUCACAAAUUGUUACUUGGUCUUGGAAGUCUUCUUCAUCCAAUCGGGCAUUGAGUGGAGAAAGAGGGAUAUCGCCUGAGGUAUCUGAGGAGACACUGGGAUAAUUUUCCCAGACAUCUUCUGGCACAGGCUCCGUGUCAGGAUCGCCCUCGUUGGCGACUGCAGAUGACGCCCGAGAGCCGAUUUCCACCUUGAGGCGCUUGGACGGGCGGGAUGAAUUAUCAUCAAAGUCGCGUGUUUCAUCAUCAAAAGCAUCUGAUGAUGCCAUUGAUGAGAGUGGCGAAUCGGGGGGGGAAGGACUGCGAGCCAUGAUGUCGCGUCCGGCGCUCGCGGUAUCGCUGUGUUACAGAGUACGCUGGAAUUGCGACAAUGCCGCUUAUGAAGACUUCGAAGGACCCUUCGAGGCUGUGAGCGUAUCUGUUUGAUGAAAACACACUGUAUGAUGAUGGUGGCGCCGAUGUUGGAGGGAACUGUACAGGUGGUGAGGUUGACGAGAAAAUUACGACUGCAAGGGGCCAGCCGGCGUUGGCCUCUACUCUGGCGUCCUGCGAUGUGGAGGUGAUUGGUUGUAUUCUGGCGAAGCCUUGGGAGUGGGCCGCAGGGCAUCUGCCACGCAACAAAGUAGUCAAGAUAAACCAUUAACUUAGCUCUCAUUACCUUGUAAUUCUUGACUGGCAACGUUAUUCAUUAGUAUGUAUCGGGUUUUAAGAAAGACAAUUCUAUUGGGUUUUAUUCUCUAUCAUUCAGUUUCAACCCCAGCUUCAGAACUGACCAUCCACAGCUACUGAAGGUUCCUGGUCGUACAAAUUGACGAGCCUAACCUGCCCAAAACCUAGUCAAAAAAGACACUAAAAAACUUUUUUUCCAUUUUCUUCAAAUCAUUUGCGCAUUAAACUUGUUUGAACCUAAGCGGUGCCGUUACUGGACACAAUCUUGCGUCUCUCCUUGACGGCGUCGGCGAGCGUCUGUAGUACUGAGACGGUGUCAUCCCAAUGGAUACAGGCAUCGGUGAUGCUGACACCAUACUCGAGACCAUCUCUUCCACUCUCAGGAACCUUUUGGUUACCUAUAAUUGAACUGUUAGUGAUAUAGAUCUUGUCAGAAGGACUCAGAAGCACCCAGUUACGAACCUUCAUUAAUGUUGCUCUCAAUCAUGAGGCCCAUGAUGGCUGUCUCGCCCUUGGCAAUCUGCUCCGCGACAACGCUGGCAACCUUGGGUUGAUUCUUGUGAUUCUUGUUAGAGUUUCCGUGGCUGCAGUCGACCAUGAGGCGCUGAGGGACACCCUUCUUCUCAAGGGCUGCCUUGGCUUCGGCAAUGCUCUGUGCAUCAAAGUUGGUGCCUUUUGUUCCACCUCGAAGAAUAACGAAGCAGUCCUCGUUACCCGUCGUACCAACAAUAGCAACAACACCAGGUUUUGUGACAGACAAGAAGUGAUGGGCAUGCUUAACAGCGCCAAUAGCGUCAAUAGCCACGCCCAGCGAGCCGUCAGUGCCGUUCUUGAAACCGACGGGGAAGGAUAGACCGGAGGCCAGCUCACGGUGCAAUUGAGACUCGGUGGUACGCGCUCCAAUGGCACCCACAGAGAGCAGAUCAGCGAGGAAUUGGGGGGAGAUGGUGUCGAGCAUUUCACUAGCAAUGGGCAUGCCCUUGGAAGUUAGAUCAACGAAGAGCUGGCGAGACAUGCGCAGGCCCUUGUUAAUCUGGAAGCUACCGUCGAUGUCGGGGUCAUUAAUCAGUCCCUUCCAGCCAACAGUCGUACGAGGUUUCUCAAGGUAAGACCGCAUAACAAUGAGGAGCUCGUCCUUGUGCUUCUCUUUCUCCUUGAGCAGCAGGUCGCAGUAGGCCAUGGCGGCCUUGGGGUCGUGAAUGGAGCAAGGGCCAACUACGAUAAGAAGGCGGCCAUUCUUGUCGGUACCAUUGACAACUGCAACGGCCUCGUUUCGGGACUGGAUGACGGUCUGCUUGGAUUCGGCUGUCUGUGGGAUUUCGUGCUGGAGCAAGUCGGGAGGGGUUAGAGGGUUGUAGCCUUUGACUGUAGAGGGGUUAGCGAUUGAUGAAGCUAGGAGCCUGGACGGCGCCGGGCGAUCGUACUUCUCCAAUCCUCAGAGUCGGCCUGGUUACCAACGUUUUUGUUUUCGAUGAAGAACUGUGGUGAUCACAUGUGAGUAAAAGCCCGCCAUACUGAUGGCGCCUUUGGCGGGGUGAUUGAGUACAUACCGACAUGAUGGCGGAUAUAGAUGGCGACAAAUUUAGUUGGUAAUAGCUGUAGCAACAGUCUCAGAAAGUCAAGAGUAGAGAGAUGCCGCAAGAUAAAUAGAUUUAUCGAACGCGGCUGUGGCUGGUGAACGCUUUGGGCUUAGUAGAAAAUAGAAUGAUUGGCACCAAGUGGGAGAAAAUUAAGUUGGGUCUGACUGGUGGUGAGCGACGUCGGAGAGAGGGGCAGACAUGAGUCGAUCCAUGACUGGGUGCCACGCUUUAAAAUUGGGCACGGCUUGGUUCUUACAGGAAAGUGAUUGCAGCACAUAUCCACCAAGUUACACUAGGCAUUAAUAUUGUCUAAUUUGUAUUAAUUGACGCCUAUUGCGGGUUUAUUUUGAGUCAAUGAGCGCCGUUGUGUUGACAGGCCGCCUUUGGUAACACCGCUAGCGCAUUCACUACGGUAGAAAACCCCAUCUUACAAUGAGGACAUCGUUUAGUAGCAAGGUGUUCACAGGGGCGAUCUUGUUUGCUAGAAAGACACCCUCGUACAGGACCGUAUUUUCUGGGAUUACUCGGUCAUCGCGCUUCGCUCUUUCACUUUGAUGGAGCGAGCUAAUCAGAGCCGGGAUGACACUACGUCACGAUGCUUAAUCCACGCUGGGUCCACCACUGUCCUUCACAGCGAAUAGAAGUCGGGCGAUUUGAAGCAUGCAUACUUGUCCUGUUCAGCCUCUCUGUAAAGCUGUUUUACUUCAUACCAGUCUAGAGAUCAGCUUCGCCUGUAUAUCAUCCUAACCCUAACGGAGUCUGUCAGAUUAACCGGGUCGCCAUCUCCUUCACCCGAGCUGAGGAGACAGACUCCAAAGUCAGCCUCUUCAAGCCCCGCAUCAAACUGGUGCAAGAACUCGGGGUCUUCCUCGUCUUGCUCUUGUCGAUUAUUCUCAUCUAUUUUCCCUUUGUAUCUCGUACUACAUACGCCUACAGCCGCGACAUGGUUAACGCCACCGAGUUGCCCGUGGAAAUAAUCUCUGCUAUUUUCUACUUUGUCGAAGCCCCCAGAUUACCAGGAACAUCAGCAGCUUCCUCAAGAACACGCCUCGGUCAGUACGUUGGUAUAUGUAAAGCAUGGCAACCAGUCAUUGAAGAAAGAGUAUUUGAGUUUAUACGCCUGAACUCAGCGCGCGUGAAAGAAGCAAGUACAAUAUUAUGUCGGCGAUGUCGGUUCAUUCGACAAAUACAGCUUACCGUUCAGUUACAUGGAUCCCGUGCUGAAGAUGUUUUCGUACAAUACAACAAUGCCGUCGUCCAUCUGUUCGCCAUAUUUGCGGACAAUGCUACUACUCGUCAUAAAAUCCCUUUACCGCCGCUGAAAUUCCGUAUUUCGUGCUCCGAAUUGAGCAUUGGCGAGCAACAGAUAUACCUCGGCGACAUUGGCCAUGGCCAUCCUCCAAUGCGUAUAAUGCCAUCAUCGUUUGAAGAUAUCCCAACGAUACAACAAUUGGACGAACUCCACAUCGAGUCAACUUCAAUGCUGGCAUACACUGUGUUAGCUGCCAUGUGUCGCAUUAGUAGCCGCCUACCCAAUUUGCGCGUUUGGAGCUUUGUUGUACCUGAUGGAGCUACACCACCCUUAUCGCAUCUUAAAAUACGACUCGAAUUGGGGCUCGAUCAACUCCCAACAUCUCUCGAAUCGUUCCAAUUCUGCUAUCGUAUACCUCCUGACCAACUAGACACAGAACAACAUCAGUCCUUAAGCAAGAGCCUAUACCAGCUUGCCAUGAGGCCCGCCAUGAGAUUAUUCCACAUCAAUGGCCCAUUUGAAACCUCUCUGAUUGGAGAUUGGCCUGGUUUGCCAGGCGCAUUUUCUGAAAUGACAGAGUUUGUAGUAUCGAUGAAUGCCGAAACCCCAUCUGGCGUGCAACUCCUGUUACCUGAAACACAUGAUUUCGUUCCACAGGGCAGAGAUACGCGCACCAUACAAUACAACCAAAGAACAGAAACCUUGUAUACUGGCAGUGACUUCUCGAUUGUUAACGAGGCUGUCAUGAAUCCGAUUCUAGUUCGAGCAGCAGCCAUGGCAAGCAAGAUGCCCCGCUUACAAAGGUUCUCAAUUCAGCUCCUCAGCAGAUACACUUUCAAAGUCGCAUACAAACACGGCCAUCUAGCGGUACACAAUCACCACUUAUAUAUACCACCACCCGACGUGCUACGCGCUUGGCACUCUGCAACGACUGCGAACCUUGGGCAGCACGAGGCCUUGAGCGUUAUGAUAACCUCAUCAGGUCACCGGCUCCCUGAUUUCAAGAUUGGGGAAACAUAAAUAUCACAAAGUUAAUGAGUAAUUAUUAUACAAUCUACAUGAUAUCAAUGUUUAGGAUUUUGAUGUCCUCUUCUGGCUUUUCCUUGUACGUAUGUACAUUUUCAAUUUUAUGAAUCACGUCCAAGCCCUGCGUUGCACGUCCAAAUAUGGUGUGCUUACCAUCGAGCCACGGCUACAGCAAUGAUUAGCACAUCAAAACAUCCCGAGCAAGCGGAGAGACUUGAAACUUACCGUCUUUUCGGUUGUAAUAAAAAAUUGACUGCCAUUUGUAUUGGGGCCAGCGUUGGCCAUGCUGACGGUGUAUGGCUUGUCGUGCUUCAAACUACUGAAUUCAUCUUCAAAUUCUCGCCCCCAGAUACUCUCACCGCCUGUACCGUCGCCCAGCGGAUCACCGCACUGAAUCAUGAACUUGCGGAUAACACGGUGGAAUAUAGUAUUGUUAUAGUAGCCGCGCUUCGCAUGGGUAACAAAGUUCUCCACAGUUUUGGGUGCAGCAUCAGGGAACAAUCGUACGCUGAUAUCCCCGUAGGUGGUGUGGAUAACAGCAGCAGUACCCGUUUCUACCUUUUUGGGUCCAGCGUCCUUCUUGCCGCCCAAUUGGGUAGGCUUUUCAUUUUGAAUGUCUCGAGUGGACUUAGAAAUAUCCUCAUCGUUGGUAAACAUGUAAAAACGGACUUUGCCAACAGCGGUGCCAACCAGUAUCGGGUCGCGGGCUUCCGAUUCUUGCAGCAGAGGAUUCGCAGACGCCCCCAUUUGCACCGAUGUAAGCCCCUUCUUUUGAGGUUGGCCUUGAUAGAUGGAAAGAUUUAUAAGCCGUAAGUUUUCUUCUCGAGCAUACGUCUUCACCACCUGGUUGGUAUAUGUGUUGAGCACCUUAACGCCAAGCAUCGAACCAUAUAUCAAGAAAUUUCCCGUCUCAUCGAAAAUGAUGUUCGACUUAUUCUUCAGCGUUGCUGACUCCACGUCUCGCUCCUGGGCCAUGCGUCUACCAAACUCGACAGCAUCGACUUUCUGACUUUGUGCGCCGGCCUGCUGCAUUUCCUCAAGUGCUUGUAGCGACUCGUCAUAGGUGCGAUGAAGCUUUCCUGACGCAAAAUCAAACAGGCGAACCUUGCGGUCCGGGAACGACAUGGACGCAAAAGUCUUGCCAUUUGGUGAUAUUGUUAUACACGACGGUAUUGUUUUUGCCUUCUUGAAGUCAAACAGAUUUGUCGAGCUCUUGUACUCAAACACAUUGUCCGGUUUAUCGUAGCCCCCGCUCGGUCGCCAGUACUCAAUCAUACCGUUCUCGUCUGCGGAUAAGACGCAGUCAUAAGCGUCAUUAAAGGCGAUGAUAUGUACCGGGGCUCUGUGUAAGCCCUUUAUCGUGUGUAUCGCGUCUUCUCGCUCGCCGCGGCCGUCGUAAAUGUGUAUCAAGGGCUUUGCACCCUCGGAGACCGCCAGCAAAGGAAACGAUGCACCCUUCUUAUGCACCCAACAGACGCAUUUUGGCGUAUAGCCCAGCGUUAGCAUAGACAGCAGAUCGAAAGUUAAAACAUCAAAGAUCUUGACAGUAUCGUCGGCACCCGCCGUGGCAAAACUACGCCCGUCCAGGCUGACAGCAACGGAUUUGAUUUCGCCAUUGUGCGCGCGGAAUUCUUUGACAAACUCGAUACCUUGUGCGUCUUUUUUCCAAAACUUCACCACGCCAUCUAUUGAAGACGUAAUCAAGAAGUCCGUUAGCGGCGUCCAUGUCGUAAAGAGGACCUGCUCUUUGUGCAUGAGGGAGCGCGAGUAGCGCGGCGAUGUGGGCAAGGCCGCGAUAUAGAGCUUCUCGUAAGGCAGAACGCGGCGUUUCUUCUUGGGUGCAGCUUCGGAGGGGAGCUGAGGACCCAUAUCGUCAUCAUCGGACGAAGAGUCAGAGCCAUCUUGGUCCUGGAAAUCCUUGUGCGAGCGCUUCUGUGCGCGCAUCUCGUCGUCGUCCGCCAUGGCGUUGCAGGUCGAAGGGGGGCAAUGAUAUUGGAUCCGCGUGAUCAGUUCCGAGUCGUGUCAGGCUCAGUAUUAGCCUUGGUUGUUGUAUUUUCUGGCGAUGGUGCUGGCAAUUGGGCCGCUGGAUGUUUUGCAGCUUUGGAAACUCGUAGUGGAGUUUUAUUGAUGCUCAGCAGCUAGCAGCUCAUUUUUUUGCCCACUGCUGCGGCUGCGGUGGCGGCGUUAGCG
[Torrubiella] hemipterigena is the source of this 7713-nucleotide messenger RNA. The record is from the annotation of a GenBank genome assembly. NCBI's taxonomy places the organism in Eukaryota, Fungi, Ascomycota, Sordariomycetes, Hypocreales, Clavicipitaceae.